ACUCUUUUUAUUUGGUUGGACUAAUUAGAAAUAAAGUGGUACACAUCUAAUCCUUAAUCCUUCGUUAAGGAAGAAACUAACGACUUCGUGACAGAUUUUCUCAAAGGUGCACAUGUAUCUCAGUAACUGAAUCAUUCAUCUCAGUUGAUAAAAGAGAAACUUCACUGAAUCAAGCUAAAAUAAGAAAGAGGAAAUAUCUGUAUGGAAGAAAAUAUGGAUAGUGAUCAUCUUUACCAAAUGUACAAACGUUCUAAUGAAGAACAGGAUGUAAGUAAUGAGAAGUUUCUAUGGCAGGUUAGAAACUGUGAUACAGCAGAAAGCAGUUUUCAGAGCUUGAGAAUCAAUGAUUUGGACCCAUCUGGGAUUUCAUCAUUCCAAUUGGGAAAUUUGAGUACUAGUUGUUGCUCACUGGUUUGUAAACCAGCUGUUACCACAGACAACAGAUACUUGUUACUUCACAAAGUAACUCAGUCCUGGCCUUCCCCUGCCUUGUGUUUUGUGGAGACAGCGCCUCAAGAUUCACAAAGUUCUCAUAUUACAGCUUUUAAUUCAGGCGACGGAUCCUCGCAGUCAGAUAAUGAGUCAACUUCGUCUAAGACCAUAAGGGAUGUUCAUAUUUCAAUGCGGUUAAUGGAAGACUUUCUUGAUCUUGCUAAAGAAAAUACAGAAAAGGAUCUGGAAACUUGUGGUAUACUUGGUGCUUAUCUUGAGAAGGGAACCCUCUAUAUGACUACUUUAAUCAUACCAAAGCAGGAAUCAGCUUCCAAUUCUUGUCAAGCUACAAAUGAGGAGGAAGUAUUCAAAAUUCUAAAUGAAAGAUCCCUUUAUCCUGUGGGAUGGAUCCAUGUAUGUCUUCCUAACUCCUUUGCAAUGACACAUCCGUCUCAAAGUUGUUUCAUGUCAUCGGUGGAUCUGCACACUCAAUAUUCCUACCAGAUGAUGAUUCCCGAGGCAUUUGCCAUUGUUUUGGCACCGAAGGAUACCUUAAGUGAUAUGUCCAGGAGCUGUGGACUAUUUCGCCUAACUGACCCUGAAGGAAUGGAUAUUCUGAAAAAUUGUCAGGAGACAGGAUUUCAUCCACACAAAGAACCAGACAGUGGCAACCCUGUGUAUGAGCACUGCUCCAAUGUGUACAAAAACUCCAAUCUAAGGUUUGAAAUCUUUGAUUUACGGUAAAAAUGACUUUGAUGACAUCACAGUACACUGUAUCAUAUGACAGAUACAAGUAUAAUUACAAAAGGCAUGUCCUAGUCAUACACCUGAAAGAAAAAUGCUGAUAUGCAACAGUUGUAAUGUUUGGUUUAAUGUAAUAAGGUAGGUUUAGUACUUUUCCCUUUUGGACGAAUAAACUAACUGCAUCAUUGAAUUUUAACUCAGAAAAAUUUAUUUCA
Molecule: messenger RNA, 1391 nt
Organism: Cajanus cajan (pigeon pea)
Lineage: Eukaryota; Viridiplantae; Streptophyta; Magnoliopsida; Fabales; Fabaceae
Gene: AMSH2
Product: associated molecule with the SH3 domain of STAM 2
Biological process (GO): protein K63-linked deubiquitination
Cellular component (GO): membrane; endosome
Molecular function (GO): K63-linked deubiquitinase activity; metal-dependent deubiquitinase activity; protein binding
Source: RefSeq, a predicted model, not a curated record